Astyanax mexicanus (Mexican tetra) is the source of this 11797-nucleotide messenger RNA. It is a transcript of the gene alx4a, whose product is annotated as ALX homeobox 4a. The coding region runs from base 112 to 1212 and encodes 366 amino acids. NCBI's taxonomy places the organism in Eukaryota, Metazoa, Chordata, Actinopteri, Characiformes, Acestrorhamphidae. Gene Ontology annotation, biological process: regulation of transcription by RNA polymerase II. The transcript has 4 exons. The record is from RefSeq and is a predicted model, not a curated record. Gene Ontology annotation, molecular function: RNA polymerase II transcription regulatory region sequence-specific DNA binding; DNA-binding transcription activator activity, RNA polymerase II-specific.
GAGAGAGAGGGCGGUAGAGCGAGAAAGAGAGAGCGAGGGAGGAAGAGAGGAAAAAAAACACUGUGCGUGGUUUUCUCUUUCUUGCACGCGCGCCGACUUUUUUUUUUAGUUAUGAACGCGGAGACGUGCGUCUCAUACUGCGACAUGAGCUCCAUGGAGCCGUACUACGGGCCGCAGGCUCCCCGCGAGCAGCACUCCAACCCGUUCAGGACGUUCCCGGCGGCCGAGGCCAAGUACAGCCCCGCGUUCCCGGGCGCCAAAGCCCAAGCCCGGAGUCCCUUCCAGCCGCAGCAACCGCAACCGGACUGCCCAUCCAGCGCGGACGCGGAGAGCACCUUUAACAAAUACCAUCUCUUCAUGCAGAGGGGCGCGUGCAAAACCCCCCCAGAGGGCGGCAAGGGGCAUCAGGAGAGCGGGCACAACGGAGGUGGAGGACUGCUCUCCUGUUACGGUAAGGACAGCACAGGGCUAACAGACUCAGAGUUGCCCCCGAACACUGACCCCGCAGGGAUGGACGGCAGCUACCUCAGCGUGAAGGAACCAGGAUCGAAGGGUCCUCAGGAGAGGCCGAGCUCAGAGUUAGCCUCCCCGCUGGACAAGGGCGAGGGAGAGAGCAACAAGGGCAAAAAGAGGCGUAACCGUACCACCUUCACCAGCUACCAGCUGGAGGAGCUGGAGAAAGUCUUCCAGAAGACGCACUACCCCGACGUGUACGCCCGAGAGCAGCUGGCACUGAGGACUGACCUCACAGAGGCACGAGUUCAGGUAUGGUUCCAGAACCGCAGAGCCAAAUGGAGGAAGCGGGAACGUUUUGGGCAGAUGCAGCAGGUCCGAACGCACUUCUCUACAGCCUAUGAGCUUCCACUUCUCACCCGACCUGAGAACUACGCUCAGAUCCAGAAUCCCUCAUGGAUAGGCGGCAGCAGUGCAGCGUCGCCCGUGCCGGGCUGCGUCGUGCCCUGCGACUCGGUCACUUCCUGCAUGACCCCCCACCCACAUGCCGCAAGUGGAGUGUCCGACUUCCUGGGGGUGCCCAGUCCUGGAAGUCACAUGGGACAGAGCCACAUGGGCAGUCUGUUCGGGAGUCCAGGCAUGAGCACCGGCAUUAAUGGAUACGACCUUAACAUGGACCCUGACCGGAAGUCGUCCAGCAUCGCCACUCUGAGAAUGAAAGCCAAAGAACACAGUGCGGCCAUUUCCUGGGCUACAUGAUUCCCCCCGGCCAUCAGCAGCCACAGCAUAUUAUCUCUGAGCUUCCACCUUAACAACCCGGCAACAGAAACAGAAACCAGGCGUACGAGAGAGAGAGAGCGAGAGAGAGAGAGAGAGAGGACUGACUGGAGGAACCAAAGCCGACACACAAACCCUGCGAACUUCUCCUCUUACGGAAAAGCAGCGAGACGGGAAAUCUGAGAUCAUUGCCCUCAGAAACGAGCACUAAUCAAAGACGUGGUUCGAAUUUGAAGGAUGUGGGUUUUUAAACUAGAGACAGCAAUAGUAGAGAAGGAGACAACCGAGAGAUUAUUAUGCAUUUAAACGUAUAUAUUUUAAAGGUCAGGCCCCGUUUACACCUGAAUCCAGUUCUGUCACAGAAUCGUUUAGCAAAUGUACCCAAAUCUCAACCCCUCAACACUCUUUCAAGACUAUUCCCAUUCCUAUGUCCCUUAGAUGUGUGUGUGGGGGGUCUUCUGUAUUGAAUAUGGAUGGGAAAUCUGGAUUUCUGGCCAAACACUGCCGGUCACCAUCAUUACCACCCAACUGUGUUGAGUUAUCUCCAUUGUGGGUGGUAAUAUUAGCCAAAUUUCUAUGAUUGAAUAAUACUAUGAGCAUGCUGGCCAGUGUUCUCAAUCUCAACUUAUGGUACACAUCCUCUAGCACUUUUCUUUAAUGCAUGCUGCAGUGCCGGGUCUCUUGGAUCGCUGUGAGGGCGUGUCCGUGGCGUUUUUGAAUUAAAAUAAGGCUAAAUAAGUAGGCAAUCAUAAGUUUAAGAUUUUUAUACUUUAAAUCAACCUUAUUGUAGUCUAUACUUCUAUAAAUCCAUAUUCAGCCAUUUUCAGCUUCGCGUCCAUUGUUGAAAGGCGCCUGCUUUGGAAGGUGGGGCUGCGUUCAACACAACGCAACCCAGCAUGCACCACGGCAUGUUGCAGCUCUGUCCACUGAAAUCAAACAUAAACCUAUAAAUAGAAAAAUUAGAGAAACUUAUUCUUAUUUUUUUUCCAGAGCUGUAUACUUAUACUUAAAAUAUAGUAAAAAAAAAACAUUCUCUACUGAACAAAAACAUAGUUACUCCAAAAAAGGCAGAGUAAACUCUUUUUUAAUACCUUUAACAUCAUAAGAAACAAAACGAAUGAGCAUGUGUCAAAAUACUUUUUACACCAAUAGCUAUUUUUUUAACCAUAGGCUAAAAGAAACAGCAAGUUAACUGAAAACUAGCAGUGAAUAAGUAGCACAGUGGCACAGUCUGGGUUAGGCAGCAUUUUGGGGUGUAUCAGGUGUUGUACUUAAACGGUUAUGCCAUUGGCAUUUCCACAGGUAACUCUCCAGUCUGGUGCAGUGUGGUCUUAAAGGAAGCCCUUUAUUAGCAUUAGAUUACAAACACUCAGCCAGGAAUAACACAAGCACCAACCACAAGACAGAACAGCGUUUCUACUGAGACACGGAGACGCAGAAAACAAUCAUUUCUCCUACUGGAGACGACCAGUGCUCAGCUAAAAGCCUGGCUCUCAGUGCUUUUCUUGGGUGUAUAGUCUCUCCUUGAAAAACUGGAACAAAAGCACUAUGCACUACUAAUAUCCAUAAUCCAUACUUGAAGCCAUACAUUCAUACAGUGAUGGAUUUGUUUCAUUUCUCUCCUGGAGACCAGCUCAAGAUCUUUGGCUUUAAGUGAAGCUUUUUGAUAAAUAUCCCUCUGAUAAAUAGCUCAGAUGGGAAGAUAGCUCAUAAAUGUGGCCAAAACCAUCUAAAAUUCGAUCAAUUCGAGCUCUUACUAUGAAUGAAUAACCAUAUAUCAUCUACCAUUUCUUUCUUUUCCUUUUUCUUUAAAUAUGGACACUUACUUUACAUUAAAAAACUACGCUGUGCCUUACUUAGACUUAUAUUUCUUAUAAGCACAGAGCGGACUAAUGCGCUGCCAUCGGGAUCGGGAGAUUGCUGGUUCGAAUCCCAGUCAUGCAGCUUGCCAUCAGCUGCCAGAGCCCUAAGAGAGCAAAACUGGCCUUACUCUUUCUGGGUGGGUACAGUAGAUGGUGCCAAUAGAUGGUGCUCUUUCCCUUCAUCACUCCUAGGGCGAUGUGGAUCAGCAGAAGGCUGCGUCUGUGAGCUGAUGUAUCAGAACCGAGUCCUUUAGCGUUGUGAUGCUGAAUCAGCGGCAGUUUGAAAAGAGGCGGAGUCUGACUUCACACGUGUCAGAGGAGGCAUGUGCUAGUCAUCACCGUUCUUGUGUUGUUGGAUCACUAGUAAUGGGCGAUAUACAGCUGAUAAUUGGCCAGAUAAAUUGGGAGAAAAUUAAGAAAAAACACAUUUUUUUUUUUAAUUAUGAUAUAUGGUUAUUUGUUGAAAGGACUAAUUUGUUCAGUUCUGAAUCAGUUAGUAAAGCAAGUUUGUAAAGUUGAAAAAUCCAAAUGCAUCAAAUUUAGUUAUAACAUAAGGAAAUGUUGUCUAAAUGUAUGCUUAUACAGGAAAAAGGUUCGGUAUUCUUGAUUAUUAAUUUAACAAACAUAAUGCAAAGGUUUUGUUUUGCAUCGGAAACUGAUAACAGUUUUCAAAUCUGCCCAAUCAAAAUGUGCAAAAGGUGAAAACAAACCAUAAAUGGCAUUUCUUUAGGGUUUCCUUUAAAAAAAUGAAUGCAAAUUACAAAAAAAACCACACAAAUCCAUGCGAUAUGUAUCUGCUUGCCGUGGCAAAUUUUUGCUAAAUGACUGCACCUCUAAAUGAGGAAUUUUGCCAACUUAGCUAAGAGGCCUGCACAAUCUGAAUAUAUGAUCUAGCUGCAGUAUGAAUAUGAUAUCUGUGGUGCUGGAGGAGGCUGAAGCUUGAGCCCGGCUUCAUUAAUUUUUUGGCAGCAGCCACCCUGCGGGAGAAAUGUCCAGCAUGCCACACCGGGGGUAGUAUACUGUACUCCCCCCCCCCCCCCCCCCCACGUGACUUACAACAGCACAGAACAAUAAAUCAGUUCAGGCAAUAAAUAAAUCAAUAAAAAAUUAGAUAGAUAAAUAAAUACAUUAGUGCUUUGCUCCACAGAGUUACAGAAAUAAGUUUGCUCCAUCAAGAUUUGCCUGAAAUGCUUUCCUAAAAUGUUCUUUUUUUCCGGAAUCUGAUACGGAAAAGUAAGGAAAAACAAAGCUGUUUUAAAUUGGGAAUUCGGAGACGCAUUCGAUACGCCUACACCUUCAGACAGGCCAUUUCUAAUUCCUAAAUAAGAACCACGUUUCCUCUGUUGCCUUUUUAAAAGGUUUCAGUGACUUUCUCUUCAUGAAGAGAGAGAACAGAACGUUUUGUGUUAUUAGUUGAAGUGGGGAGAAUUCUGUAUUAUGAGAGUUUAAAGGAAUUUUGAUUAAAUUAGUUGUUUUUUCUCUAUUUAUUCUCUAAGACAUUGUAAGAAAUAUAGUUUAUUUAGCUUAACAUGCUAAAAAUGCUUCCUCAGUUUGAUGCUGCGUCCAGAACUGGCUACCCAUAUAGAGUAUGCUAUCUAAAUAGUUAGAUAGCAUACUCUAUAUGGGUAGCCCAGCUGCAAAUCAAAAAGUUUGGGGACUAGAGAGGACCUGUUUAAAAUUGAGGUUUGCUCCAACGAUAGGGCCUAAUUGUAAAGCCCAUUUACAACAAAUCCCAGUAACAAAAAAAUGCAGAAACCCACUCAGAGCCCAACCUGAAGCCCAUGUUCAACCAAUGUGAACCUCUAGUAAGAAUUGGUGCCUCAGAAGUUGGUAGAAAAACGGUAGAAAGCAUGAUGCCCUCUGCAUACAUCCUGCAAAGCAGAAUUCAAGAGCCUUGAUCAAAAGCAAAUUUACGAGUUAGCAUACUUUCUUCUGGUUCAUUUUCCUGUCGCCUUAUUCUCUUGACCAAUCACAGGUGUUGUCGCAUAGUGAAUUUGGCCACGGAUUUCGCCCAAAUUCAAACAAAGACCCUGUGUGACUGUGUCACAGGCUGUUUGCUUUUUUCCACAACCAUUACACCACAUCGUUUUGCAAAAGCCAAACCAACCCAACCUAACCUAAUGCUGUCUAGUAUUGCACAUACCCAACGGUGCCUUCGCAAAUUUCCAUGCUGGCAUUUUUUUUGCGGUUUCAUUUGCUUGUCGCCUACGCUCCUGACCAAUCACAGGAAUUGUCGCAAAGUAUCUUUGGCCACAAAGUGCGCCCAACUUUCAUGUGCAUGACACAGCGAACGAAGACCCCAUACAACUGUGUGUCACCAGCUUUUUGUUUUUUCUCCGCAAUUACGCCACAUAUGUUUAAAAAAAAGCCUUUUUACAUUUCCAGCAAAAUGUAAUUUGCAAGCAUUGCACAAAGCCGAACGUGCCUUUGAGAAUUUACAAGCUGGCAAUCUUUCUAAGGUUUCAUUUGCCUGUCGCCUAUGCUCUUAACCAAACAUAGGUGUUUUGGCGUUUUGCCUUUGGCCACGAAGUUCACCCAACUAUCAUGUGCGUGACACAGUGAACGAAGACCUUAUGCAACUGUGUCAGCAGAUGUUUGUGUUUUCUCGGCAACUAUGCCAAAUUGUUUCUCCAAAGCCAAACCAAGCCAAUGCAACGUUGUCUAAUGUUGCAGAAACCCAACUGUGCCUUCACAAAUUUGCGUGCUGUCAUACUUUCUGCUGUUCACUUGCCUGUCGCCAACACUCCUGACCAAUCACAGGAAUGGUUGCAAAGUGCCUUUGGUCACAAUGUUCACCCAACUUUCACGUAAAUGACACGGCAAACAAAAUCCCUGUGUGACUGCGUUUUACCAAAGCCAAGCCAAGCUAAUGUUGUCUAGCGUUGCACAAAACCCGAACGUUGCAUGAAAGCUGGCAUACUUUCUGUCAUUUUAUUUCGCCUAUGCACAUAACAAAUCACAGGGUUUGUCGCAAAGUGCCUUCGGCCACAGAGUUCGCCAAAGUUUCUGUGCAAUGGUUUGUUUUUUUCUCCACAACUACGCCACAUUGUUGUGGAACCAAAGUUAUCUGCGUAAGAAGUAAGCUUAAAAAAUACUUCUGGCAAAACGACUUUUGCAAGCGUUGCACAAAGCCGAAUGCGCCUUUCGCAAAUUUACAAGCUGCCAAUCUUUCUAAGGUUUCGAUUGCCUCUUGCUUAAGCUGUUGACCAAUCACAGGUGUUGUCAAAUAGUGCAAAUUUCACAGCAAUGAAGACCCUGUGCGACUGUGUCAGCAGCUGUUCAACUUUUCUCCGCCAACCCAACAUUGUCUAGCGUUGCACAAACCCAACUGUGCCUUCGCGAAUUUGCAAGCUGGCAAUCGUUCUGCGGUUUAAUUUGCCUGUUGCCUAUGCUCUUAACCAAACCUGUUUUUUUUUGUGUAUAGCCUUCAAGACAUGGUGAACAAAGUCACUGUGCCACAAUGUGCCUUAUUGUUCUCUAAAGCCAAGCCAACCCAACCCAACGUUAUCUCUGCAAGACGUUUGCUAAAAGUUCUUCACAGGUUUCCGACACAAGCUUAAAUCCUAUCUACUGAGAUUCCCUCUAGCAGCUUCUACGUCUAUGUACAAUCUCAAUUUCCUCAUUCGAAUAAACUGUCCACCACUUAGUGUACGAUAAGUUGAUACUGCGAAGAUUGUGACAGGCCAAGACUCAAUCACAGGUGUCUGUGUUUUUUUCUGCCAAAACCAAACCAAAGUUGUCUACAUAAGAAGUAUGCUAAAAAAAAUCCAAAUACGAACUUGGCUUUGAGAAUUUACAAGCUGGCAACUUUUCAGAGGUUUCGUUUGCCUGUUGCUUAAGCUCUUGACCAAUCACAGGUGUUGUCAAAUAGUGCAUUUGGACACGGAGUUCACCCAAAUCCCAUGUGCGAGACAGUGAACGAAGACCUUGUUUCGAACAUAGUGUUACCAAAGACAAACCAAACCAACCCAACCAUGCCUUUACAAAUUUACAAGCUGGCAAUCUUUCAGUGGUUUCAUUUGUCUGUCGCCUUCACUCUUAACCAAACAGGUGUCUUUGCGUAUUGCCUUCAGCCCAACAAAGUUUGCCCCACUUUCAUGUGCGACAUUGUGCCACAUUGUGCCUUAUUGUUCUCCAAAGCCAACACAAGCCAAGCCAACUCAACCCAAUGUUGUCUCCGCAAGAAGUUUGCUAAAAGUUCUUCACAGGUUUCUGACAUAAUCACAAGCCUAUAUCCUAUCUACUGAGAUUCCCUCUGGCAGCUUCGACGUAUAUGUACAAUCUCAAAUUCCCCAUUCGUAUAAACUGUCCACCACUUAGUGUACGAUAAGUUGAUAUUGCGAGAUUGUGACAAGCCUCGACUCAAGGGAAAUCCAUUGAGGGAAAAGCGGUAUUAGCAGCAAGUGCACUGAUGAUUUCACUAUUUCAUUUCACCGUCAGUAACUCUAUCCAGCACUAAAUCAGUCCAGCUCCACGCUGGAUCCAAUUCAUGUUUAUAUUAGAGCUACAAGCUUAUAGACGUGCUGACAACUAGCAGUCGUCUCAGAGAUCCCAGAAGUGUUCCUCGGCGAUGUGGAAACACAGGUUUCACCGCCCUGCCCCUGCCGCCGGGGGGUCACUUAGAGGGCAAAGCAACUAUAACGUUCCGGCGUUCUGAGAAAGGACAGUCCACACAGCUGUGUGCGGAGUAAAUGCAAAACAAACAUGCCUCGCACAUGCUUCCCCUCAGCUGUCAUGGCUCCUCUUUCAAAGUCCCACAAUGCACCGGGGCUUGGCUCGCCCCCGAGGCUAAAUACUCCCCUCCCGGCCGCGGUGAGUCCGAGCACGGCCUUGCUGUCGGCCAGGCUUUUUAAUUAAUGCCGGGACAUCUGCGGACACGGAUUCUGUGACAGAACUGAUAGAGCUGUCUGCGCUCGGUGUUAUCCUCAGACUAUCUUUGACUGGAGAAGGGUUAGGGUUAGGAUUAGGGGUAGGGGUGGGUGAAGGGGUUUAUGUGGUAUCAGAGCUCAGCCACAGAAGCUCAGGUCAACCUUAAUAUUGCUGUGUUCUCAAUUUUGUUGAAAUAUAUACCAACCAGUUUACUAGGACGCAGGAUGCUGCAAGUUCUGUCUGUAAAGACAAGACGACGGUACAGUUCCGGAAACCGAGGUCCCGUUCACACCUGGUCACUUAAUGCGUAUCGAGUAUCAGGAUUAUUUCUGGUUAAGGCCAAACCACAUGAAAUGAACACAAACGAAACUGUGUAAACGCACUAAAGAGAGCCAAGAUUUAAAAAGAGGUACCAAUCAAUCCAAAUCACUCAAACUAAUUGAGGAGGUGGUCUGAGGUGCAUUUAAAACAGAUACAAAUCUGAUUAUUUAAACACGUUCAGGAGGUGGUGUUAGAUGCAUUUAAAACAGAUACAAAUCUGAUUAUUCAAACCAUUUCAGGAUGUGGUCUGAGACACUUUUAAAACUAUUACAAAUCUGAUUAUUCAAACCAUUUCAAACCUGUUUUAUCAAAUAUUGAUAAAAAAAAUUGAGAUCAUUUAAAAAAAGUUACAAAUACAAUCACUGAAACCACUUCAGGAGGCGGUCUGAGACGCAUUUAAAACAAAUACUAAUCCAAAUCACUGAAAUCACUUUAGGAUGUGGGCUGAGACACAUUUAAAACAGAUACUAAUCCAAAUCACUUAAGUCACAUUCAGGAGGUGGUUUAAGACACACUUAAAACACAUAUAAAUCUGAUUAUUUAAACAAAUUCAGGAGGUGGUCUAAAACACUUUUAAAACAGAUAAUAAUCCAAAUCACUCAAACCACUUCAGGAGUUGGUCUGAGACACUUUUAAACCAGAUACUAAUCCAAAUCACUCAAAUCACUUCAGGAGUUGGUCUGAGACACACUUAAAACAGGUAAUAAUCCAAAUGACUCAAAUCACUUCAGGAGGUGGUAUGAGACGCAUUUAAAACGGAUACUAAUCUGAUCGUUUAAACAAAUUUAGGAGAUGUUCUGAGACACUUUUUAAACAGAUACUAAUCAAAAACACUAAAAUCACUUUAGGAGUUGGUCUGAGACGCAUUUAAAACUGAUACGAACCUGAUUACUCAAACCACUUUAGGAGUUGGUCUGAGACAAACUCAAAACAGAAACAAAUCUGAUCUUUAUUAAAACCCCUUUAGAAGGUGGUCUGAGACACAGAUAGUAAUCCAAAUCACUCAAACCACUUAAGGAGUUGGUCGGAGGCACACUUAAAUGAGGUACUAAUCUAAAUCACUCAAAUCACUUCAGGAGGUGGUCUAAGACGCGUUUGAAACUGAUAAUAAUCCAAAUCACUUCGACCACUUUAGGAGAUGGUCUGAGAUGCACUUGAAACAAUCACUUAAACCACUUCAGGAGUUGGUCUGAGACACACUUAAAACAGAUACUAAUCCAGAUAACUCAAAUCACUUCAGAAAGUGGUCUGAGGCGCAUUUAAAACAGAUACAAAUCUGAUUAUACAAACACAUUCAGGAGGUGGUCUGAGAUGCAUUUAAAACGGAUACGAAUCCAAAUCACUCAAACGCAGUGUAAAUGCAUCCGUCUCUCCAGGACACAUUCUAACACCAGAAAUUCACAUUUUCUGUCCCACACAUAAUCCAGAUUUCACACACAUUCAUCUACGAAGUGUAAAUGGAAUGUGGCUAAAUUCUAAUCAGGACACAAUCCAGAUACUUUUCUAAUGCAGUGACCAGGUGUCAACGGGCUCUAAUCUUUAGUUAAUCAGAAAUAUAAAGUAACAGAGACUGAAUGGGUACAGAUGAAACAUAUGUGGACAGGUUGAUUGUCAGAGAAAAGCCUGCAGACGCCCCAAAAAAAAAAAUAAUAAUGAAGAAAUAAAGAGUGGUGCCAUAUUUGAAGUCCAUCUCUGUGUCGUCCCGUCACUUCUAAUACUACUGAAGCAGGCAUAUCCAAUACUAGAAUAAUAUAAUGCUUUUUGUGUGUGUGUGUGUGUGUGUGUGUGUGCGCAUGUACAAUCUUAUUUGUGCGUUAAUUAAUUUUUGCUGUUUUUAGAAACACCCUUGAAAUUGUAACUAAUUUGUUGUAAAGUUUCCUUGUGAGGAAUUUAAUAUUAUUGUGUGUGUGAUCAGACUGAACGUUUUUGUUAGUUGUUAGUUCUGUGGUGGGAUUUGGGGUUAAAUGUGAGUUUUUUUGGUAUGUAAAUGAACAUUACAGAUUUUUUUUGUUUUGUUUGUUUUUGUGUUGUUUUCUGUUUUUUUUCAAAGCUUCAAGCUAAAUGUACGGCAUUUUAAAUAAUAAGAGCUUGUUCAUGUUCUAUAUAUAUUGUGUGAUUUACAGCAGUAAGUUAUUGCACUUACGUUUUUUACAUUAUGAUUUGCCAGCCGAGCAAAAAAAAAAAUAGUUUUUUGUUAUUACUGAUCUGGUACUGAAUCACUAGGACCCUAUGAAAUCCCAAAUUCAGAAUUGAUCUGAAAUCUUCCUUUUUUUUCCAAAUUUCUAUUUUUUUUUAUUUUCCCAUUUUAGAAUUGAUCUAAAAUCUGCUUUAUUUUUUCCUUAAUUCUGUUUUUUUCUGUUUUUUCGUUUUCCAUUUCAGAAUUGAUCUGAAAUCUGCCUUAAUUUUCCAAAUUUCUAUUUUUUUUUUUUAUUUUCCCAUUUUAGAAUUUAUUUAAAAUCUGCUUUAUUUUUUCCUAUAUUAUGUUUUUUUUCUGUUUUGUCUUCAUCUAUUUCAGAAUUGAUCUAAAAUCUGCUUUAUUUUUUCCUUAAUUCUGUUUUAUCUCAGUUUUUUCUUUUUCUUUUUCAGAAUUUAUCUGAAAUCUGCUUUAUUUUUCCCAAAUUCUAUUUUUUCUCUCUUUCUUUUUUAGAAUUUAUCUGAAAUCUAUUUUAUUUUUCCUAAUUAUUUUUUUUUCUGUUUUUUUUUUGUUUUGUUUUCCAUUUCAGAAUAAAUCUGAAAUCCAUUUUAUUAGUCCCAAAUUCUGUUUUUUUUUUCAGUGUAUUUUUUUUUUCAUUUCAGAAUUUAUCUGAAAUCCACUUUAUUAUUCCCCAAAUUCACUUUUUUCUUUAUUUCUGUCUCCUGGAUUUUUUCCUUUUUUUUAGGGUUUAAAUUUUGUGUUUGAAUCUAAAAUCUGUUUAAUUUUGUUUCCAUUCAGUUUUUUUCUUUUUUUACCUAAAAUCAUAUAAAAAUUCUGCAAUUCCAUCCAUAUUUUCUGCAUUGCGGAAAUCAUAGGGUCCUAGUUGACUAUUUUGCAGCUCAAAAUCAAUCAAUUAAGAACUUUAAAUUGAUUUAAAAAAUAGUUCUAAUGAUCUUUUCCCAUUGUUCUGAGUACGAUAUCUUUUCUCACUGAAAAUUUAACAAACUCAAUGGCUCUUCACGACUCAAACGGCUACAAAUCAUUAAAAAUCAGCAGGUUUCUGAAAGCCUGUAAGGCUCCCGCUGGGUUUGAGUCGGUCAUUUUGUCUCGGGGCUGUUUUCCACUCUACAGAACUCAUUUUACUAUUUUAAGAUUUUGGUUUCUAUUCUCCUCAGUUCCUCUCAGAACCGGAGUGAUGGUCUUCCAGCAGAGACGAGAGACGGACAGUGCGGUUUGGACUCUUGUCUUCCAGCAAUGGGAAAAGAAUAGAGCUUUUAAAUCUGGCUGUUUUUGGUGGGAAGGCAGUUCUGUUCAUAUAAAUGUUUUAUUUGAGAUUUGCGUGUGUGUUUUUCCCUCUAGAUCAAUAAAAAAAUAAGCCUAA